Guillardia theta CCMP2712 is the source of this 1428-nucleotide messenger RNA. RefSeq lists its product as hypothetical. The coding region runs from base 1 to 1428 and encodes 475 amino acids. The record is from RefSeq and is a predicted model, not a curated record. The transcript has 8 exons. Lineage: Eukaryota; Cryptophyceae; Pyrenomonadales; Geminigeraceae.
AUGAAGAUUGAUCCCUCUUCAGAGGCCCAUGCUGUUACUUGUCGUCUGCUGGAUGGGACGUCGGUCGAUAUCUUGAAGUACGAAGCGGAGCUUGUACGAUCGGUAGCAUGCCUCAAACAAGCGAUGGUGGUUGGGGACGCCAGGCCUUACUUAGCGGCUCUCUUAAGCCUGAAGACAGUGCCCGGGACGAAAGAGCUGCAUGCAGAUGCGAAAGAGGCGGCAAGAAGGGGAGGAAGCGACGCGAAGACAGUGAAAGACGCGUGUCUGUGCGACAACUUUCAAAGGCACAUGUCAGAGCAGAUCGCGCUCUUCAACGCUGGCGUCUCGUGCUGGAUCCAACGCUUCGUCAUCGUUCCCUUCAAACUGCCCAAGACAAACAGGCUGAGAGACCCGCGGGUCAGGCAGGAGCUGACGGACAAGUACCGGAUCACCAUCUCCAACCUUUACCGUCAAGACACUCACACGCUAACGCCUCCUGCCCUCGAGCUUGAGAAAAGUCGCAUGUCACCAGCCCUCGCAUCCUCCUCCUUGUCUUGCAUCGAACCCGAUUGUCUUCUCGCGCACUCGAUCAUGUUGAGAGACGUUGAACUCUCGCCAUCUUCAUCGGUAGACGUGCAAGAUGAGGAGAUUGACGAGCUGCAUGUUCAUCUUGAUCUCAAUCUGGUGGGCGAGUCAGAACGGGCGAGGAGGAAGGUGAAGGAGGAAGGUCCUUGUGAAGGUCUUAGAUCAGCUGAUCUGUCCCCUGCUCGUCUCCAUGAGUGCAGCGACGAUCCUCAAAACUUCGACCUGGAGGACCAGGACGCUCAGGUCUGUGCGUUCGACACAGCCGAGCCUGAGGGGAUGCAAGCGGCAGCAGCGACGGAGAAGAGAAUUACUAGGAAGGCGAAGGGAAGCAACAAGAAAUCCAAGCCUGCACUCAACAGCCUCGCCUUGCAGGCCGAGAGGAUGGGAAUGCUUGCGGCAGAGUCGAUGGAGGAUUGUGCAGAGAGGCUGCCAAGUUGGGCGACAGGCAAACGAAGAGAAAAGAAGAAGAAAGAAAAGAGAAGCGAAUUCGUCUCGCUGCGGCAGAGACCUGAAGAUCCUCAACCUGAGCGACCUGGAGUCGCUGUCAGAGACCCGCGCUCCGACCGCCAAGGAGAGGAGGGGGGCGAAACAGAAGCAGAAAGUUGGACGGGGACUGGCAGACCAUCCUUCCUCGACCGUUACAUCCAGCCGAGUACGAAAGCGAGGAUGCUCUUUGUCAUCGGUACCCUCAUCCCCAUCUUCCUCAUCCUCAACAUCUUGUUGCACUUUCGAUGUCAGCAUCCUUACAUGAGGAAGUGGGUCAAGUACAGCUGCGUCGCUCUGCUCCUCUGGCUUCUCAUCGCCAUCUUAUGGGUCAUCAUCGCUGUGAUGGAGGCCAAGGCAUCAGCAACUUUGGGAGGCUGA